AUGUUUAAAAUGCUGCAAAUAUUUUAUAGGUUCCUUGCUACAGGAGAUUCCUUUAAAACUAUUUCCUUCAGCUACAGGUUGGGAAAAUCCACAGUUGCAGCUACCGUCCAUGACAUCUCUAGAACAGUUAUCGAUUUAUUGUUAGAAGAGGUGAUGCCUGUGCCGAAUGAAGAAAAAUGGAAUGCUAUAGCUGAGGAGUUUUGGACAAAAUGGCAGUUUCCAAACUGCAUUGGAUCUUUAGAUGGAAAGCACGUAAGAAUACAGGCUCCAAACAACUCAGGAAGUCUCUAUUGGAAUUACAAAAAAACAUAUUCCAUUGUGCUUCUUGCUCUGGUUGACCCAUGUUAUAAUUUUAUUGCAAUAGACGUGGGAGCGUACGGAAAAAACUCUGAUGGAGGCAUUCUAGUAAAUUCAAAUCUUGGAAAGUCAUUGGAAAACAAUACGCUUAGCGUCCCAAAGAGUAAAACUUUACCCGGAACUGAUGUUGAACUUCCAAUGGUAAUUGUAGGCGAUGAAGCUUUCCCUCUCAAAACAUACUUGAUGCGACCAUAUCCUGGCACGAACUUAACAAAUGACAAGGCUAUAUUUAAUUAUCGUUUGAGUCGGGCAAGAAGAAUAUCCGAAAAUGCAUUCGGUAUAUUGCAACAGAAAUUUCGAAUAUUUAGAAGAAUCCUUCAGGGAGAUCCUAAUAACCUUACAAUGAUUGUGACGGCUGCGUGUGUACUGUACAACUUUAUUCGAAAAAUGGAAGGUUAUAGGGUGCCCGAACAGAGGAUGGAUCAAACGGAAACUGCUGAGGGAUCCGGAAGUUCAUCAAAUCUUCGAAACCUACCUCGAAUUCGUGGGAGAUCAACAUAUGCUGCAUUUGCUGUACGGGAACAACUCAAAAAAUUCCUGAACUCUCCACAAGGGACUGUAGAAUGUUUUCACUUCCCUGAUCGUAAAGAACAGGAAACUUACGAACUUCCUCUAUUAGUCGUUCCACAUCCAUGUUUUGUACACAGAACAUUUUUGCGCAGUUGCACAGCUCACAAGACAACCCCACCGUCAGGCCGUGUCCGUCACGUGAAAAUUUAA
This is a messenger RNA of Schistocerca piceifrons (Central American locust), 1077 nucleotides long. Its product is annotated as protein ALP1-like. The transcript is spliced from 3 exons. The record is from RefSeq and is a predicted model, not a curated record. NCBI's taxonomy places the organism in Eukaryota, Metazoa, Arthropoda, Insecta, Orthoptera, Acrididae. Bases 1 to 1077 code for a protein of 358 amino acids.